Molecule: messenger RNA, 1927 nt
Organism: Rhizopus microsporus ATCC 52813
Lineage: Eukaryota; Fungi; Mucoromycota; Mucoromycetes; Mucorales; Rhizopodaceae
Product: TRAUB-domain-containing protein
Exons: 7
Coding region: 70-1656 (528 amino acids)
Biological process (GO): maturation of SSU-rRNA from tricistronic rRNA transcript (SSU-rRNA, 5.8S rRNA, LSU-rRNA)
Cellular component (GO): nucleus; nucleolus
Source: RefSeq, a predicted model, not a curated record
CACAUACACAGUCUUCUUCUAAACCCACACAUUGCAAGUCUCAUAUCCUUAUUUCUAGCACAGUUUUAAAUGCCAAAGAAAAACGCUUUACUCGCUGAUCUCAUUGCUGAUAUAGAAUCUACAACACCUGUUGAUUUCGAUCCUGAAGAUAUCCAUGAACCUUUUCAAGAUGACAAUCAAAGUAAAGAGGAAUUAGAUGAUGAUCAACAAGAUCAUGACGAAUCGGCUGCAAGAGAACAUUAUGUUUCUGUUGGCAAGAGUAAACUUCGCAGUGAACAGCAGCCUAUAUUAGACGAUCCUCGAUAUGCUGGUAAACGAGCCAGUCGAAAAGAUAUUUACUCUGAAAGUGAAGAAGAAGAGGAAGAAUGGCAAGGUAUUCAAGACGAUGAGGAGAAAGAAGAGGAUGAUGAUAGCGAAGAGAGCGGUUCAAGUGAUGCAGACGAAGACGAUGAUUUUGAUGACGAUCAAGAUUUAUUAAAGACAGCCAUGAAUGGUGGCCAUGAAGAAGAAGCUACCAGCGACGAUGAUGAAAAUGAAGAAAGAUUUGAUGAAGAAAGUGAAGAACAAGAGAGUGACGAUGAUGAUAAAGAACAAGACAGCGAUGAAGGAGAUGAUGAUGACGAAAAUGAAGCAGAAGACGAUGAUGCAGUAAACACAGAGCUUCGUAAAAUACAGCAGGAAGAAAAACAAAUCAUUUCUCAAUUGUCAAAGAGUGCACAAACUGAUGUUGAAAAGGGACAACAUGUCCGUCAACAACUGACUUUAUGGGAUAAUUGCUUAGAAAACCGUAUUCGUAUGCAAAAAUUGGUUGAUAGCGUGAACAAGUUCCCACAAAAUGAUACCUAUGUUGAUUUCCUUACAAAGUCAGAAGGUAUUGAGGAGGAUUUAGAGCAAGUAAAAACGGAUUUACGACAAGUGAUUGAUGAUCUCAUGGAUAUUCGUGUUGGACUAUUUGAGCAAAACGGCUGCAUCGAUUUAUCAAAAAAGAACUUUAAUACCAGAAAGAGACACCUUGACGACGAUGAUGUCUAUAUUGAUAAACUUUGGAAAGAUAUUUCAGAAAUCAACGAUGUGUUUGUACCUUUCCGUAAUAGUACUUUAGAAAAGUGGAGUAAUAAGGUCCAAGUAGCUGCUGGAGCACGUCUUAACAAGAAGUUUAAGGCAUUUGAUCAAAAUAUUAUGACACAAAUAGAACAUGUACUUGGAGAUAAAGAAAACUUGAUAAAGAGAACACAGCUUCAACGUUCAGAAUAUAAGAUCAUUGGUAAAACGCAAAUAGAGGCAGAACAAGUAGAACAAGAGAUUGAUAGUGGGAAGAAGGCAGAUCGCCAUUUAAAUACCUAUGAUGCAGAAAUCUUUGACGAUCAUGACUUUUAUCAACAGCAGCUGCGUGAAUUGAUCGAAUCACGAAUGGUCGACACAGAUGACCCAACGGCCAUUGGUAUGAGAUGGGCAGCUCGUAAGAACGAACAAAAGAAAAAGAAGAAAGCAGUGCAUACAAAAGCAAGCAAAGGCCGCCAACUUCGAUUCAAUGUGCAUGAAAAAUUGCAAAACUUUAUGGCACCUAUACCUGCUGGAGAUUGGCAUGACGAAAUGGCUGAUGAACUGUUUUCUUCUCUGUUAGGUCAAAAAUUAGACAGCACCUUGGCUGAAUAAAAAAGUUUCGGUUUUGUUUUUACAUCUUAUGAUAUCACUCUAUUCUUUGUAUAUGUAGCUGUGCUUUAUCACGUACCAUAAAAUAUCAUUCCAACACUAAUGUCGGUUUUGUUUAGAGAUCCUUCAAAUAAAAUAAAAGAAAUCCUUUUGUUAAAAAAAACGAUUAUAGUUGGAGCAGUAGGUCAACAUGGAUUCCAGUUACUGUUGUUACAGCUUAACAUAGUGUUGAGCUCUGUUCUAUGUAUAAUGAUGCUACCGUAACAAAGAUAAC